Ambispora gerdemannii is the source of this 390-nucleotide messenger RNA. NCBI's taxonomy places the organism in Eukaryota, Fungi, Glomeromycota, Glomeromycetes, Archaeosporales, Ambisporaceae. The record is from the annotation of a GenBank genome assembly.
AUGAACGGAAAGCAACUUAAAUUCUUUGUCUUCUUCUUGAUUGCAAUUAUCGCUUUGUCACAAGCAGCUGAAACAAGCACUACUUCAGAACCUGCUUCUGCUGCUUCUGCCGCUGCUUCUGCUGCUGCUUCUGGUGCUUCUGCUGCUGCUUCUGGUGCUUCUGCUGCUGCUUCUGGUGCUUCUGCUGCUGCUUCUGGUGCUGCUUCUGGUACAGAAUCCGGUGCUUCUUCAACCGGAGGUGCCUCCAGUACUUCUUCUGGCUCAACAUCAUCCUCAAGCACCAAAUCAAGUGGUAAUUCUGUGAGUCACAAUAUCCACAAUAAUAUUGACUUCAUGGUAGCUUCUGGUAUCGGUGCUCUCGCUCUAAGCUUCGCUGGUUUACUCUUCUAA